Messenger RNA from Hibiscus syriacus, 1789 nucleotides. RefSeq names its product dihydrolipoyllysine-residue acetyltransferase component 2 of pyruvate dehydrogenase complex, mitochondrial-like. Gene Ontology annotation, biological process: pyruvate decarboxylation to acetyl-CoA. The transcript is spliced from 19 exons. Gene Ontology annotation, molecular function: dihydrolipoyllysine-residue acetyltransferase activity. Lineage: Eukaryota; Viridiplantae; Streptophyta; Magnoliopsida; Malvales; Malvaceae. Bases 108 to 1559 code for a protein of 483 amino acids. Gene Ontology annotation, cellular component: pyruvate dehydrogenase complex. The record is from RefSeq and is a predicted model, not a curated record.
ACAAGUGAGAUCUACUCUGUUUGAUCUUGUAUGCCCCAAUAGUCUAAACCCUGACAUUCACGCAUUUAUUCCACUUUUUAAUAGUUUAUUUGGGAGCUUAGAAAAUCAUGGCUUAUGCAUCUCAUAUCAUCAAUCACUCUAGAAAGUUAAGAUGUGUUCCCAAAUUAAUGCGGCACGAUCACGCCGUUUUGGUUCGUUGGUUUUCCAAUGGAGCACAGUCAUCUAUUUGCAAAAGAGAUGGUGUUGUAAAGAUCUGCCAUCUUGGUGCACCUGCAGAAAGAGAGACUGUAUCUAAGUUUGUUGCCCGUGUCCCUGUAUCAUCUGGUUUAUCUGAGAACAACCUUUCUAGGACAACAAUGAGAUUGGGAAUUCCAAUGGGUGGUGUGGUAUACAGCAGAGAACUUUUAUGUUCGCAGGUGCUUUCAAGGAGAGGAUUUGCAUCUGAUGCAGGCCUGCUCCUCACCAAGAGAUUGGAAUGCCUUCACUCACCCACGAUGACAGAGGGAAAUAUUGCAAGGUGGUUGAAGAAAGAGGGUGAUAAGGUGACUCCUGGUGAAGUGUUGUGCGAAGUUGAAACUGAUAAAGCACUGUUGAGAUGGAAUGCAUGGAAGAAGGUUAUCUUGCUAGAUUAUAUAAUUGCCAUUACUAUUGAAGAGGAAGGGAUAUUAGGAAGGGAUAUUGUGAAGUUCAGGACUUCAGUCCUGCAGACUCAGCUGCUCCUCCGCCACCACCAAAGAAGGAGCCCUGUUGAACAUCAGUUCCUUCACCAGAGUAGAUUUCCACUGUUUGAUACUGUUCGUCACAUCAGAAGGAAGUUUCAGCACCAACUCCUAAGGCAAAGGAUGCAAAACUUGCAUCUUUGGAUUAUGUGGACAUCCCUCAUUCAGAUAAGAAAGGUCACAGCAUCACGCUUACUAUUCUCAAAGCAGACUAUCCCGCAUUACUAUUUAACGGUGGAUACAUGUGUUGACAAACUUAUGGACUUGCGGAGCCAGCUGAACUCAUUACAAGAAGCUUCUGGUGGAAAGCGUAUAUCUGUGAAUGAUCUUGUAAUUAAGGCUGCUGCAUUGGCUCUUCGAAAGGUUCCUCAGUGCAAUAGUUCAUGGACAGAUGAUUAUAUUCGCCAGUAUAACAAUGUGAAUAUUAAUGUAGCUGUGCAGACAGACAAUGGACUUUAUGUUCCUGUUAUCAGGGAUGCUGAUAAGAAAGGUUUGUCCUCAAUUGCUGCGGAGGUCAAGAAGUUGGCGCAAAAAGCCAAAGAGAACAGCUUAAAACCAGAAGAUUAUGAGGGAGGCACAUUUACAGUGUCUAACUUGGGAGGCCCCUUUGGUAUUAAGCAAUUCUGUGCCAUUAUUAAUCCUCCUCAGUCAGGAAUUCUAGCUGUUGGCUCUGCCGAGAAGAGGGUUAUCCCUGGCUCAGGUCCCGACCAAUUCAAUUUUGCUUCAUACAUGUCUGUAACUCUUAGCUGUGAUCAUCGAGUUAUUGAUGGUGCAAUUGGUGCUGAAUGGCUGAAAUCUUUCAAAGGCUACAUUGAGAAUCCAGAGUCGAUGUUGCUUUAAGUCGAUGGCGCCUUGUUUUAGACAUAUUUUCUUGCUGUUAUCAAUUUGCAUGAUGCAAUGCAAUAACGUUGCAUUUAUUCCCGAGCAAUUUUCUUCGGGAGUGUUUCUUUCGUUAUAAACCACAUUAAUUUUUUUGGGGAAUAAGGUGGUCAAGAAUCGAGGAAAACUGCGAGCUCUUUUGCUGAGUGUAAUAACUCCUACCGUGAGUACUAGGAAUUAUAUUUGGGGUA